Messenger RNA from Anopheles moucheti, 758 nucleotides. Its product is annotated as probable insulin-like peptide 3. The record is from RefSeq and is a predicted model, not a curated record. The transcript has 2 exons. Gene Ontology annotation, molecular function: hormone activity. Bases 1 to 450 code for a protein of 149 amino acids. Gene Ontology annotation, cellular component: extracellular region. NCBI's taxonomy places the organism in Eukaryota, Metazoa, Arthropoda, Insecta, Diptera, Culicidae.
AUGCCAUCGAAGGCUAACGCACACCAUCUACUGGUGGUUUCCUGCGGAACUAUGGUGCUACUAUUUCUAACACUGCUCUCCCUAUCGGGGGCUAGUGGAUCACUCCAGUACGUGGAAACCGCCUCGCAACGAAAAGCACACUACUGCGGAACAAAGCUGAGCGAUACGUUGGCCGAACUGUGCAACAGAUUUAAUGGACUCCGCAAGAGAUCUGACGACUUCUUGAUACCUUACCAUGAGGCACGUCUGCUGGAUAACGUCCAGAAUGAUAUGGAAGAGCUCCGUUCGCUGCAGGAUCGUUCGUCCAAUAUGAUCCACCAGGCACUGGUCACGCUCCAGCACCUCAACUCACACGGGCAGAACUUCCGUCGUGUACGGCGUCAGGUGGUGGCCGAAUGUUGCUACCAGAGCUGCACGCUAGAAACGCUGAAAAGUUACUGUGCCGAUUAAAGACUGACCGCGUGUUGCUGAAGAGUUGCAUGAUCAUCAUCUGCUGGUGCUGCCUCUGUCCGCCGCCUGUUGCAAAGCAUUAGAAUCUUCGCAUUUUCUUUGAUACUCUGUAGUGUAUCUCUUUUGGCGCAAUAAACGCACUAGAGCACACGCAUUGCUUCCCCCUCUCAGGAAGAGUUUGUGGAUAUUAUUGUCGGACAUUUUUGGUUUAUUUUCAGACACUUUUGAGAGUUCUAACUCCGGUUGUUCUUUUUUGUGAUAUCUACGAUCUAUUUACAGUGCGCACGGCAACGUAGUGGACGUAUUAA